Molecule: messenger RNA, 5102 nt
Organism: Rhea pennata
Lineage: Eukaryota; Metazoa; Chordata; Aves; Rheiformes; Rheidae
Gene: N4BP2L1
Product: NEDD4 binding protein 2 like 1
Exons: 6
Coding region: 1051-1587 (178 amino acids)
Source: RefSeq, a predicted model, not a curated record
CGGCAAAACCCUCGUCCUGCUGCGGGGCCUGCCCGGCUCCGGGAAGAGCACGCUGGCCAGAUAUCUUUACAGCUACAGCCGCUCUUCCUAUUGGAAAAACAGGAAGAAGAAAGGUGCAUAUAGCCUGGCGUAACCUGCUCAUCAGCAUGCUGCUAUGAGAGCAUACAUCUUGUGGAGGCAAAUCUUGUGCUGGGGCCUUAGCAGAGUGCCGGCCUUCUCCUGCGUGUCUGGAGACGAUGAGGAAUGAGGUAGGGCAGAAGGAGGAUUCGGCCUUCUCAGCGCCAAGGCCCAUACCUCUCCACUGACUUCAUGGUUAAGGAUGAUCUUCCUGGAACUACUUGUUUGUUAGGGGCUCCUACCUUGUCCCUUCUGACUGUUCGUUCACCUGGCAUUGCCACCAGCAGAAGCGCAGAGCAGAAGAAGGCAGUUUGGAGGUACAUCUGUAGCCGCCUCCCUCGGAAGUGUGUGCAGCACCUUCCGCCUCAGCACGUCCUCCCAGCUUCACCGUACAUCUUUCCUGACCAAACUGAGGCAACUGCCAGAAAGACUUGACGCUUGUCUGAGAUGAUGGCACGGGCAUAGUUUCCAAAAAUGUCUCUGAAAAUCAAAUGAGCUGCCUCAAGAGCUGCUGGUUCUGGUCAGGCCAUUUCUCUGCUGCACAGCAGCUGCAUUUCUAGCUCCUUGGCAGUGUGAUACACAACUCGUGUAACACAUGGCCUUCCCUAGCUAGCAGUUUUGUGCAAAUAUGAAGCAUGAUCAAACAACUGGAGCAGACUGUUCAAUUUUCCCUUUGUAUGGUAAUGGAACAACAUAUAACUUUUCAUCUACUGCUGUCAAUUUAUCACUUGAAGUAGGGUCAUUUUUCUGCCCCUUAUGAAGAGUGGAGUGAGCAAUCGUGCAGAACAGAUGACUAGGAAACAGGAAGGAAAAAUCACAUUGGUACUGAGGAAUUGCUGCUUGACGUAAUCUGUGGGUUCUCCAGUUGUCUCCACUGUGUUUGUCCAGCUCCUUCCAGUGCUUCCAGCCCUGCUGCUCUUAGGAGGAUCCUUAAUGUCCCGCACGGCUCCAGCUCGGAUGCAACUGAAACGUGACUACCCCAGCGCUGUAGUUCUUAGCACUGAUGACUUCUUCAAUAGAAACGGUGUGUACGUGUUUGAGCAUGACUUCCUGGAGGACGCGCACAAGUGGAACCAAGCGAGAGCAGACAAAGCAAUGAAGAAUGGGAAAAGCCUGGUUAUUAUUGAUAAUACCAACAUCCAUGCUUGGGAAAUGAAGCCGUAUGUGAUGAUGGCCCGUGAAAAUAGCUAUGAAGUUAUAUUCCGGGAACCAGAUACACCCUGGAAGUUCAAUGUUCAAGAGCUGACAAGAAGAAAUAUUCAUGAUGUCCCUCGACAAAAGAUACAGCGGAUGAAAGAGCAGUACGAGCACGGUGUUACCUUCCACAGCGUUCUUCGGGCUGAAAAGCCGAGCGGGGCCGAGAGGAGCGCCGGGGGCCCCUGGGCAGCUGGCGGCCGGGGGGCCCAGCGCGGCCCCCACACCGCCAGGCUUCCACGCAUGCCACAUACAAACUUCGCACCAGUUAAUUAAGGGGCAGCUUUCAUGUUGUGUUUUAAUUGUCAGGGUAUAAACGUCUUUACUUUUACAUUUUUCUAAAUUAUCUGUAUUUUUCUACUAUAUUUCUACUUUAGACUUUUGUAUCUUACAAGUUUUUAAAUGUUACUAGACAAUAAUUUCACAGGUUUACGUGACUGAGCUAAGCUCACUGCCCUCAGUGCAAACUGUACACCCUGCCUAAUCCUUACUCCACUAAAGUGUAGUCAUGUUUACAGUGAAAUUUGCUAGCUGUGCUCAUCACUUUUUUUUUUCGCUUGCUAUCUGUCACUAAUGGAUAAUACUAGAUAUUCCCAAAUUCUUUCUUUCCUUACAGGCUAUGUGGCCAAGUUCUCCUUUGUGCAGCUGUCUUUUCCUGAUAUUUUGCUACCUUUUAUCUGGUUUAAUGUCUGGAUGUUUCUCAUAGCCCUUUGGCAUUAAGGGAGGAAACCUGAAUCAUUUAUUAAAAAAAAUAAAAAGGGGGCAGCUCUGAAAGAGCGUAACAAGAUUUAACAGUGCUCCCCUGUUCUACAUCAACAUCUCUGCUGCCUUGAUUCACACUUUCCUUGCUUUAGCUUUUACACAGCCACACAGUUUCUCCAGCCUCGUGAAAAGCUUUAAUCAUGAACCAAGCCAAGACUUUUCUUGCCAAGAUUUAGGCUGGCAGAAGAUGCCGAGUUCAGCCAGGCCUGACACAAUGCCACUUACUGAGGCUCUUGAAAGGAGCCACUAGUCUAGUGCUCAGGUAGGAUCAGGGCUACUGAAACAGCUUUAAACAGUUUUAGAGGUUCAAAAUACUUGAAUUAACCUGAAGUACAAAUUCUAUUGAAUACAAAUUCUAUUGCAAAAAUAAUUAUUUAAGAAAGGAGAAGGGAAAAAAAUGUGUAUGUAGGGGGAGAAAUCAGCUCCUUCCAUGACAAAGUGCAGAGAACUCACACAGUGAUGGAUGAACGUAAGAAAGACGCUAUCUUGCACUAGUUUUCUUUUGUCUGUAUCCUUAAAUCACACCAAUUGUUUCCUUAUCAGGAAGCCUCAGGAAGCAAUUUUUAAAACACAACAUGUGAGAGCUGGGCCUCUUCAGCCUGGGGUCAAGAGAAGACUGAGGGGGGAUCUUAUCAAUGUGUACAAGUACCUGAAGGGAGGGUGUCAAGGGGACAGGAACAAACUCUUUUCAGUUGUCCCAUGUGACAGGACAAGAGGCAAUGGGCAGAAAUUGAAGCACAGGAAGUUCUGCCUGAAGGUGCGGGGGAAUUUCUUCCCUGUGAGAGUGACGGAGCACUGGCACAGGUUGCCCAGAGAGGUUGUGGAGUCUCCUUCUCUGGAGAUAUUCAAGGCCCGCCUGGAUGCAACCCUGUUUACCAUGUUCUAGGUGACCCUGCUGAGCGGGGAGGUUGGACUAGAUGAUCUCCAGAGGUCCCUUCCAACCUUACUGAUUCUAUAAUUUGCAAUGGCAAUUUUUUUAAAGUAGGUGUGAAAUAUUAGACAGCAGUUGUAGAAAAGGAUGGUAGUGCUUUAUUUUGCAGUAGGACAUGAAGACAGCUAGCACUAGACACUGAGAAGCGUAGGUAUAGCUGUAACUAAUUAGCAGUUUUAGUGGACAGAGAAAAGAGGCAUAGAGAAAUAUAUCAUCACUGUGCUAAAGCAAAGAUGCUUGUAGGAUGCUGUCAAGUAGUGGACAUAUGGAAUAUUUUUUUUUACUGAAGCAGCAUUUAAAGUAGUAGUGUCUUAAAGGGUCUUCAUCAUAAAUAACUGUGAACAAGGGGGCCUAGGGAACCCGGCUCUGCACUCAGGCUUACAGAAACAUCAGGAGUUGCAUAGUGGAGCCACUUGCACCCCAAAUACCAUUCUCCAGUCCUGCUAUAAUCUUCAGCCACCCCCAGGUCCCCCCCCGGUUGGCAGGGGGAGCUGCUGACCUCCCACGGGAGCAUCUGCCUUUGGCAGGCGCCUGGCAGGAGGCAGCAGGACAGGACAGGCUGACAGCAAAAUCACAGUGGAGGUCGCAGCUCGGCUUGCUAGAGUAGAGAAAGUAGAGUAGUAGAGAAAUUCCAAUUCUGAGAAGUCUUACUUGUAGAACUUAGUAAGAAGGAAGUAAUGAAUAGAAGUACUCACUACAGUGCUUGAAUAUUUUCCUGGCAGAAAGAACUCACAAGUGAUGAAAUUGCAGUAAGAUCAUUCUUUCCAUAAUGUUGCAGCUCAAAGUGCAGUAACUAUGAAUGAGUAGUUUAGAAACAUUGCCCAAGGAUCAAUCUGUUAAUCCAUUUAUGUCACUUUCCUAUUGAACCUUCAUAGUUACAAGUGUUUUCUAAAAUUUUUAGCACUAUGUAUGUAUGUAGAAGUAUUAGGAAAAAACAUUUAUGAUAACUAUACUGAAAUUACAGAGCAGUAUUCCAGAAUUAAAGUGUUAUGUUCUGGUUAUAAUGGAAUUUGGGAAUUGUUUUCACCUAUCCGGCACUCAGUGCUAAACCAGUAGAUGUGGUCCAUGUUUACUCCUGACAGUCAAACAGCUGUUCUAACAGAAGGCAACAAAACUGAUGGUUUUAGACAGAAACAAAAGAUUGUGCUGUAACUUAAGAAUACAGCAGAAUCAAAGCAACGGCUUAUAAAAAUGUCGUUAAACCUUCAGCCACACUAAUGCCUAUUGUAUCAUACAUAGCUGUGGUGUGGGAAAUAUAAUAAAUUGAAGUUGAAUAAUUACACUUUUUGCAGAUGAAAUGCCAGUUAAUCUUUGUUUUUGUAAUAUAUCUUUAUUAAAUAUGAUCAAGAUUUAAUGUAAAGUGUAAAAGUCAUUUGAAUUUGAAAUAUGUACAAUGCUGUACACAUGCAUUUAGUAGCAUUCUUACCUUUUUUGUCUGUGUAGCUUUCUGUGGUCUGUUAAUGAGCUCUCAGCUUCUUUUGUGUCCCUUUGAAAAGCCUCAGCUCCUUCAGCACAGUUUUUUGAAGAGUUAUCCUCAGAAGACUUAAAACUACUUUUUUUUUGUGAAAGAUCAUCAGAUAAAUUAAUAGCUAUUGUACUGCUAUUUUCAUUUACACAGUCAAUCUUCUUCUCUUCUGGUAAAGUAUUUAUGAGUGCUUGUGUAUUAAUCAGUGCAAGUUCUUCAUCUGCAACCAGAUCAUUCUCAGGAAGAUGGACAGCCUCUCUCAGUUUUCUACAGGGGGUGGCAUGACUGAUACUCCAAGUUGUGUCUUUUGGAGACUUGCUUCGCUGAAAACCCAAACUUCGCGGAGGCUGAAAUGCCUUUUUUAAAGAUGGAGAAACAGUUGAACAGAUUGGUGUCAGUGGUGGAGGGGCAGGUAUGCGGCUGAGCAAGUCCAUAGCUUUUCUCUUUUUGCUGUUUUUGGGAUGGUCUUCAUUAGUAGUAGCAGAUGAAGACAUCUUUGCUGAGCCUUGGGGGACAAGUUUCAAAUUCUGUAUGCUAUUUGCCAAAGGGCUCUGAUACCUUACUUCAAUGUUAGGAGAAGAGAUCUGUUUAAAAAAGAAGCAAGUUUUAUUUUAAAUAAAAUAUCCUCCUUUU